Molecule: messenger RNA, 5149 nt
Organism: Corapipo altera (White-ruffed manakin)
Lineage: Eukaryota; Metazoa; Chordata; Aves; Passeriformes; Pipridae
Gene: INTS12
Product: integrator complex subunit 12
Exons: 8
Coding region: 3388-4773 (461 amino acids)
Biological process (GO): snRNA 3'-end processing
Cellular component (GO): integrator complex
Source: RefSeq, a predicted model, not a curated record
GUGGCUUUGGUGUAACUAUUUCAGAAAUUCCGUUUCAACUAAGGUUUGAUUUUGUCACCAAGAAGUUUCCAGGAGGAUGAUACCCAGGAAUUUGUGAGCUUGAUGAGUUUCAGUAUACACUGGAUUAAGGAAAGGUGAAAACAGUAGUGGAGGCCAUGAGACUAGGGAGAUCCCAAAGACUGGAGAAAGGCAAAUUUUAUGCUCAUCUUGAAAAAGGGCAAGAGGGACUAGCAGGACAACUACAGGCCUUGCUGCUUCCAUCUGGAAAGAUCGUGGAGGAGGCCUUUUGUAGGCAUAAGGAGGAGCAGGUGGAGACUAAGGCUAGCCAUCUCAAGAUCUGCCAAGGAUAAGUCAUGCCUGACUACCUGGCUUGUCCCCUGUGGCAAAAUAGCUAGAUCUGAAGGUGAAGGAAGUGUUGGAUGCCAUCUGCCAGGGGCUUAAGGGGACCUAAUGGAAGCCUUUAUAAACCUAAGGAGAUUUUUGAAAAGAUAGAGCUAGUCUUUGUAGUCAGAUCCUUUGAGGGGGAAUGAGAGACAGCACAAGUUAAAACUUCCAAUUCCAAACAAGGAAAUGGGGUAGUGAGGCACUGGGACAGGUUGCCCGUAAGGUUUUUCACAUUCCUGUAUUUGGAGGUUUUCAGGAUCCAACUGGAAACGUCCUGGGCAAAUUGGUCUGAAUUCAGUGUUUACUUCACUUUGAACAGGAGCUUGCACAGGGUGACCGUGUGACAUCCCUUCCACACUAAAUGAUUCUGUGAUUCGUAAAUAAUUCACUGUUUCUGAGGAGAAAACGGCAUAUGGUGUAAUCUUAGACAUUUUGGAUAAAUGGACUACAGUGAUAUUGAUUGAAAUAUUAAUUUAGAAGUAUAUUAUAAAAUAUGGUGUGGAAUAGAAUGUAAAAUUAAGGAUACCAGUACUAGUAACUACAUAGCAGGAAAUUUUACUCUAGUCUUAGAAGAUUCUUUGAAGAAGAUAACAGAUAAAUGAGAACUGAUUAAUACAGUUUUCCAGACUACUGAAGUGUGUGAGUUUUGAAAUGUCCCUUGUGGAAGGUAACUGAGAAAUUAUGCUGUCAUGAAUCAAGUCCUGAUUAAGAUACAAAAGCAAAAACUGGAAACAGAAGUUUGUUUUUUCCUGCUUUUAAGAUUUUCCUUGAUCUACUUUCUUAAGAUUUACAUUACAUCUGGAAGUGAUCUGGAAGAGGUAUUAUUGGUAAAUAAGCAAAAUCUGCCACUGUCACUGAUUAGUCAGGAAGAGAGUAAGUUCUGAGGAACAGAAGAAUCUAAAGGGGAGGGAGAAAGUGAAAUGAUGUUAUCAUGAUAAAUUAAUUAUUGAUAAACACAGUGAAGUGAGUGUGUUGGCAGGAAUUAUGUGCUGUUGUUUCAUGUGACUAGGUUUUAAGUUUACUGCUACAUAUGUUGAAGGUAGCUGAAAAGGAUAUGUGAGCGGAAGUCCUUUUAAUCAUCAGUGUCAGUGAAAAAUAAAAAUAUUUCCCAGUUUAUAAAAGAAUGGGUUUGAUAAUAACGUUGCAAUAUAAACUGAAGGUGUGUGCUUUCUUGGAAAAAUAUCUUCAGUAGUACACUUGUCUCAGAAAAUAAUAGAAACAGGAGUUCAGAAACAGAUGGAUAAAAAUACGACCAUAUCUGAAAAUGUAAUGGAAGUAGAUCCCUUUAACUGCAAGUUAUAAUGAAUAAAAUAAUAGAUAUGUAGGUAUGCAACAUAGUAGAUGGCAAAUAAAUAAAAAAAAGAGGGCUCUUUUUUCCUUAAGAUCCUAGAAAUCUAAUAAGUCUAUUAAAUUGGAGGACCAUAUAUUCUGUAUAGUACUCCAUUAAACUUGUAUGUAUUUGGCAGAAGAACAAAGUAUGCUCAAGAAAUGAGAGAAUCCAAAAAUUCUUGGAUGUUUUAAAAAUAACAACCUACUAAUUAGCAUUAUUUUUCCCCACAGGGAUUUAAAACACUUCGAAUAGUACAUGUUGGGAGGCUACUCCAUGAUUGUUGGUUGUAGGAUUCUUAAUAUAAUCUCCGAUACUUCAGGGAGUUUUGUUGCCUUAUGUUUGGUCUUGUGUAUCCAUCAUCAAACAGUUCUUAUAUAAUAGUGAAGAAGUACCAAACAGAGACCUAAGCUGAGAAAGGUACUUUUAGGGCUAGGCUGAUGGCUGAAUGCUGAGUUGCAAGAAGGGUGCACUUGCUUUGAGCAAAACCAGUUCUGCUCUGGGGUUUUUUUUAGCACAGUCAUCUAAUUUCACAGCUGAGUUAUCAAACUGCUAAGGAAAAGACAGUGCUAUACUUUUUUUUCCUAAACAGCAUUUGAAUUAUUUCUUGUACAAAGAUUCCCCUUCAAGAAGAAAGUCAAGGUCUGUCUUGCAGAACAGCCUAUGGCAUCAUUGUUAGAACACUGCUGUCCUUAUCUCAAGGCUAUCACAUUGCUGUAUGCUGCUUCCACUGCCAGAGGAGCAGUUUAUGAAUGAAAACAUGAAUGAAUGUAGUUGGAUCUUAGGUUUAUAAGUGUCAAACCACUGUUUUAUACUUAAAAACUGUUUGAUCUGUAAACAUCUGGAAAGGGCUACUACCAGAAGCAAUAAUUUGCCUUUUGGACCAGGUCAGUUACUGGUGUUAGUCUGUUUGGCAGUUGUGUUGUUAUGGUCCAGUAAGGAGAGCAUAAUUAUCAAUUUACUUUUUCAGGUGAUUCUUUUUUUAAGACAGCUAUUGAUGUGUUCAUCUUCCCAUUGAAUAGACUUCCUCUAAGUCACAAAUAGAUUUUUUUUUUUUAAUUUGAAAAUACAUGCCUAAGCUGAGCAUACUUGAACUGUUUAAUAAACCCAGUUCCUUCCCUUCUCUUGAGAAAUUUCUUGUGAUAUUAGUUGUAACUGAAGUAGCCUAUGACAUUAAAACUUAUCCUCGAGAAUAAAGAAAGAAUUGCUGGAAUUUCAUAGCAAAUAAAAGAAUAAAUACAGAGAACCCUCUUGAAAUUUGGGGUUUAACAGUUCCUUUCAAUAUAUGUCUUUAAAAAACUAGAGCUAGAAAGAAAUCUUCAACUAGAUGAAAAUUGAAUUAGUGUGUUUAUACUUGUUCUCUAAAUAUUACAGGCAUCCUGAAUUGGCUGCUAAUGACUGUUUGGCUACCUGUCCUUCCUGUAGACAAGUGUGUAUUCCUAGUAGAAGCCUCAGAGAAGAACUGAAAGUAUUGUUUUUUAGCAGGGAAUUCUACAAAAUUUUUGAAAUUAGUGUUUUGAUUCUACUUUCAUUCAACAGAGGGUUUAGCAGAGUCCUGGUAUAAGAGUAUGUGACACUGACUCUUGUAAAAGGCAUAUUCACAGAACAAAGAAAUGGAGGAGAUAACCUACCCACAGAUCUUGAGAGCAGCUUGAGCAUCUGUUAGAGACACCACUAUGGCUGCUACAGUGAACUUGGAGCUUGAUCCCAUUUUUCUGAAAGCCCUGGGCUUCUUGCAUUCAAAGAGUAAGGACUCUGCAGAAAAGCUGAAAGCACUUCUUGAUGAGUCUUUGGCCAGAGGAACUGAGUCAAGCUAUCGUCCAUCUCAGAAGGAAGCCGAGCAACCAAAAGUAUCUGUUACCAAACCUAUUAAGCAAGAGCCUAAAACUUCUUCUAGUUUGCCCUCCGGCAACAACAAUGGCAAGCCCACUGCAUCAGAAAAGGUGAAAAAAGAAACAGAAAAGAGAUCUGCUGAUAAAACAAAAGGGGAUACUGCUGAAGGAACUGAUGCACCAAAGAAGCCCAAAGUAGAGAAGCAAGAGGCUCGUUCCUCUCCUAUUACAGUUCAGACGAGCAAGGAUUUAUCCAUGCCUGAUUUAUCUAGCUUUGAGGAAACCAGUGCUGAUGACUUUGCUAUGGAAAUGGGAUUGGCCUGUGUUGUUUGCAGGCAAAUGACAGUUACUUUUGUGAAUCAGCUAGUGGAGUGUCAGGAGUGCCAUAAUCUCUACCACCAGGAUUGCCAUAAACCUCAGGUGACAGACAAGGAAGUGAAUGAUCCUCGACUUGUAUGGUAUUGUGCCCGCUGUACCAGGCAGAUGAAGAGAAUGGCUCAGAAGACACAAAAGCCACCUCAAAAAACAGCUCCUGCAGUGGUUUCAGUUGCACCAGCUUUGAAGGACCCAUUGGUCAAGAAGCCAGAAAUUAAGUUAAAACCUGAGACCCCACCAGCUUUUCUAGCAUUCAAGAGAACAGAAGUCAAGACCUCAGCAACAGUUUCGGGGAACUCUGCCAGUACAAGUGUUUCCUCUUCAGCAACGAGUGGCCUUACAGGAUGGGCUGCUUUUGCAGCCAAAACCUCCUCUGCCAAUCCAUCCACUGCCAAACUGGGAUCAACAGCACAGAGUGCCAGUGGGAAACCGGCAGCUUCUUCAAAUAACCAGAAACCUGUGGGUUUGUCAGGGUUGGCAACCUCAAAAACAGGACUAGGGUCAAAAAUAGCUUCUGCCAACAACAGCACAAACCCUGUUCAGCUGAAACCUCCUCCACCUCUGACACUGGGGAAAACCACCCUGAGCCGCUCAGUGAGCAGCGACAACGUCAGCAAAGUGGGUCUCCCGAGUCCCAGCAGUGCCGCGCCGAGCACCAGCAGCCAGGGGAGCAGCGGGAAUGGCAACAGCGGGAAUUCAGGGAACAGCGGGGGCAGCACGAGCAAAACCACCGCGGAUACUGGUAAUCAGUCAGCCUCCCUAAAGGGCCCAACUUCUCAGGAAUCUCAGCUCAAUGCUAUGAAAAGGUUACAGAUGGUCAAGAAAAAGGCUGCUCAAAAGAAACUCAAGAAGUAGUACGUCUGCUUGCGAAUUUUGUUGGUUAUGUUCUGUGAAACAGCAGCAUUGGUGUUUUUGUUAAAGGAAAUCCCCCAGUUACUGGACUGAAAUGGAGGUUAAAUCAGGGAAGCCCAAAACUCAUGUUAUACAGGAGGUCAAACUUCAAUAAUUCUGAUAUUCCUUCUGCCUUGUAAAUCUGUGAACUGAGUAUGUUGGAGGAAUUCACUGUUAUAUGCUCCUGUUUCUGUAGCUCAAAGCCCUGAAACUUAAAAUUGUAAAAGUUGGGUAUUUUUAAAUAUUAAAGCCCCCACAUUUAUGGGGACACUUAAUAAAAUGAACUUUCUGAAACCAUCAUUCUUAAAUGUUAAUAAUAAAAGGAUUAUUAAUCUGGGAA